Nanorana parkeri is the source of this 1742-nucleotide messenger RNA. RefSeq names its product protein kinase AMP-activated catalytic subunit alpha 2 (gene PRKAA2). Gene Ontology annotation, molecular function: ATP binding; AMP-activated protein kinase activity. The coding region runs from base 4 to 1695 and encodes 563 amino acids. Gene Ontology annotation, biological process: protein phosphorylation; intracellular signal transduction. The record is from RefSeq and is a predicted model, not a curated record. NCBI's taxonomy places the organism in Eukaryota, Metazoa, Chordata, Amphibia, Anura, Dicroglossidae. Gene Ontology annotation, cellular component: cytoplasm. The transcript is spliced from 9 exons.
CAAAUGCCAGCCGGGCAUUCCCUCUCCUCCCAGCUGCAUUGUGGGUACGAGCAGGAUGCAAAGAUGGCUGAAAAGCAGAAGCACGAUGGUCGGGUGAAGAUCGGACAUUACAUCCUGGGGGACACGCUCGGGGUCGGCACCUUCGGAAAAGUGAAAAUUGGGGAACACCAGCUGACGGGACAUAAGGUGGCUGUGAAGAUCCUAAACAGACAGAAGAUUCGUAAUCUGGAUGUGGUCGGUAAAAUCAAGCGGGAAAUCCAGAACCUCAAGCUGUUCCGUCACCCUCACAUUAUCAAGCUGUACGUAUCCGCUGUACGUCAUUGUGACACAUUAUGGUUGAUGGAAUACGUGGCCGGAGGAGAGCUAUUUGACUAUAUAUGCAAACAUGGCCGGGUGAGUGGGAGUNNNGCCUGUCGCCUGUUCCAGCAGAUCCUGUCGGCCGUGGAUUACUGCCACCGGCACAUGGUGGUUCACCGGGACCUGAAGCCUGAGAACGUCCUGCUGGACGCGCAAAUGAACGCCAAGAUCGCUGACUUUGGUCUGUCUAACAUGAUGUCAGACGGAGAGUUUCUUCGGACCAGCUGCGGCUCUCCAAAUUAUGCCGCCCCGGAAGUCAUAUCCGGAAGGUUGUAUGCCGGCCCCGAGGUGGACAUCUGGAGCUGCGGGGUGAUCCUGUACGCCCUCCUCUGCGGGACGCUUCCCUUCGAUGACGAGCACGUCCCCACCCUAUUCAAGAAAAUCAGGGGAGGAGUCUUCUACAUGCCCGAGUACCUGAACCGAUCCGUCGCCACUUUGUUAAUGCACAUGCUGCAGGUCGAUCCGCUGAAACGCGCCACUAUCAAGGACAUCAGAGAACACGAAUGGUUCAAGCAAGACCUGCCCAGCUACCUGUUCCCAGAGGAUCCCAAUUACGAUGCCAACGCCAUUGACGAUGAGGCGGUGAAGGAGGUGUGUGAGAAGUUCGAAUGCACGGAGUCGGAGGUGAUGAACAGCCUGUACAGCGGUGACCCUCAGGACCAGCUCGCCGUGGCCUAUCAUCUGGUGAUAGACAACCGAAGGAUAAUGAACCAGGCCAGCGAGUUCUACCUCGCUUCCAGUCCACCAAACGGCUCCUUCAUGGAUGAUAUGCAUAUCGCUCCUGGCCUCAAACCGCACCCUGAGCGAAUGCCGCCCCUGGUGGCGGACAGCCCGAAGGCCCGAUGCUCUCUGGACGCCCUGAACACUACCAAACCCAAGCCGUUAGCUGUGAAAAAAGCCAAGUGGCACCUGGGAAUCCGCAGCCAAAGCAAACCACAUGACAUUAUGGCGGAGGUCUACCGGGCGAUGAAGCAGCUAGACUUUGAAUGGAAGGUGGCGAACCCUUAUCACCUGCGAGUGCGGAGCAAGAACCCCGUGACCGGGAAUUAUGUAAAGAUGAGCCUCCAGCUCUACCAGGUGGACAACCGCAGUUAUCUUCUGGACUUCAAAAGCAUCGAUGAUGAAUUGAUGGAUCACAAGUCGGGUUCCUCCUCUCUCCACCGCUCCUGCUCGGGGGCCGGUCUGCACCGCCCCAGGCAGAGCAUCGACUCCACCAUAACCGACUCGCAAAGCGGAUCUGUCUACGGCUCCCUCACCAUGGCCAGCCCGCGGAUCGGCAGCCACACCAUGGAUUUCUUUGAAAUGUGCGCCAGCCUCAUUACGACGUUGGCUCGCUAACGAGCAGCGUGAUAACUGGCCGGACGAUGUACGCGGGUCUCUUUCAC